Notodromas monacha is the source of this 1098-nucleotide messenger RNA. The record is from the annotation of a GenBank genome assembly. NCBI's taxonomy places the organism in Eukaryota, Metazoa, Arthropoda, Ostracoda, Podocopida, Cyprididae.
GUCGAUUGCCAGAGCUCGAGCAAGGGCUUGUUCCUCGGACUGCUGUGCCUGGUCGGUGGGAUCGUGGUGCUCAUCAUCUUCUACGUGAUGAAGGAGCAUGUGGACGACAAAGAGCAGUUGUACAUGAUGUACGGCGUGACUCAGGUGACGAUCGUGGCACUGGGCGCCGUGGCGGCCUUUUUGGGUCUCUUCCAGCUGCCGAGACUCGCCUUGUCCGGCAAGAAACCCAUGGACUUGGACCGCCUUCUCGCGUCGACAGUCGUCAUCGGUGUCUACGUUUUCGCCAUUUUCGGUGUCAUCGUCGGGCUGAGCAACAUCGACGACUUGUCGCAUUCCUUGCUCGUCGGUCUGCAGGGAGCUCAAAUUCUCCAGGUGUCGCUGCAAAGCCUAGUGAUAACAGACGCAGCCCGACGCUUCUGUUCCACUCGUCACCAAAUGCUGACGAAACCCGGUCGCCAGGUGAUCACGUUCCUAGUGUUCGCCAAUGCGACCCUCUGGCUCAUGGACACAUUCAUGGCCCACGAUGCCGUGACCCAGGGCCUGCAGGCCCGUUUCUUCGGCCACCUGACCUGGGGCGUCUUGUCUCGGCGCGGAAGUGACGCGACAGAGACUGUGAAUGCUGAUGACGAUUCCUUGUCGACGUCGACUUCGACAUCGUCGUCGUCAGUGGGAAUCGUGGCGAAUCCGUUGUUUGUCGACGAAGACCUGGAUUCUGCCGACUGGAACGGAAGGAUCCAGUUGUGGAGAAGACCGGUGAGUCGGCGACGACUCGUCGAAAGCGUCGCGUCGACAUCGUCGGACGCGGAAUUGUCGACAUCAACGAGGACGAGACGACGCGGCGACGGUGCCGGGCUCGUCGACGACGGUUGGUUCUUGUUGGAGAAUGUACAUAGCUGUUGUGUCGUCGACGGAGUGUCGUCGGCGUCGUCGUCAGCAAAAUCGGCAUCGUCGAGGCCCAGGUCUGUCGCUGUCUCUGCUUUGCCGUCGACGAGGACGAGCGUCGGUGUCGCUGCUGCUUCCAGCUCAUCCACUGACGGCGACAAGCCAUUUAAAAAGUUACCCUGGCAUGCCAAUCUUCAUCUGCUGAGGACGAAAUGA